AUGCGUCCUCGAGAUUCUGCCAGUCAUGGAAAUUUUGAUUUUCUGAAAUGUUACGUUCAACAGCAUGCUGAUCAUAUUAACAGUUUGGUUCGACAGUCCGGGGCUGUGCUGUUCCGUGGGUUUAACAUUGACUGCGCCCAACAAUUUGAAGAUAUUGCACUGUUAUUGAAGCCAGUUUUGUCAACGAAAUAUCUUGGAACAAGUCCUCGUACUCCGACAUCUACAUUCACUUUUACCGCAAGCGAAAUUGGUCCUAAUAAACCACUCCCAGCUCACACUGAAAUGGCAUUUUUGCCAAAAUCGAAACCAGAACGAAUUUUUUUUUGCUGCUUGCAGCCAAGUUCUUACGGUGGUGAGACACCUCUUGUUCGUGUUGACCAUAUUCUCCGUGAUUUGGAUGUGGAUGUUUGCCGGAAAUUUGAGCAAUAUGGCGUCACGUAUGUUCGUAAUUACGCGAGUAAGGGCUCCAAACGCAGUUGGAAUCCUAUGCAACUGAAGCCAUGGGAAGAUAUUUAUAACACGACCAACGAGGAUAAAAUUCUUGAAAUUUGCAGUGCGGAUGGUGUCAAUGCCGAAUUCACCGGACGAAAUUUGCGUUUGUCAAACACGCAGCCGGCAAUUAUCCGUCAUCCAGAUACAGGUGUGCCAGUGUGGUCUUCUCAUGUAGGUGUCUUCAAUAUUUGGGGACCUUAUGUUGAAAUACAACAGGUUUUACGUCAACGGUAUCAUUUUUCGAAUCUAAUGAUGUUCGUGCUUGUUUGGCUGUGCACAAUAGCACUGCUCAUUAUAAAUAAACCACGUGAACAAGCCAUGAACGCGUUCUAUGGUAAUGGAGAGGAAAUAUCAAAAGACGAUGUCCGGGCAGUUAGCAGUGCGACGUGGAAGAACAAUGUUCUGUAUAGAUGGCAACGCGGAGAUAUUGUUGUUAUUGAUAAUAAUCUAGUAGCCCAUGGACGUAUGCCAUUUAGCGGCAAGCGCAUUAUUCUGACUGCCUUUGGAUAG
This is a messenger RNA of Didymodactylos carnosus, 1002 nucleotides long. NCBI's taxonomy places the organism in Eukaryota, Metazoa, Rotifera, Eurotatoria, Philodinida, Philodinidae. The record is from the annotation of a GenBank genome assembly.